UGAUUUCCACUCCCGCUGCCCGUGUGCGUCCCGACGGUCGCUGAGCACGGCCAGCUCAUCACAGGCGUUUGGGGACCGUCCUCAUCCCCUUCCCUGCACUCCUCCCACCGCAGCACCGGGACCAGCCGGCUCCAGCCUCCUGUCCCAGCGGUGCCCCCGGCGCCUCCAUUUUCCAGGCAGGGGAAGGAAAUUAACAAAUCCCGCCCCGUACGCGGCGGGCCAAGCUUUGCCUGCCCCCCGUCAGAGCACCAGGAAAAGAGGAUGGCCGAUUCCGACACCUACCUGCGGCAGCCCUGGCGCACCGUGCACGGCAUCCCCAUGGUCAAUGCCUUCGCCCUCAACUGGGAACGGGUUGACAGUUUCCAGAGCCGCCCCGAGGACAUCGUGGUGGUCACCUACCCCAAAUCUGGCACCACCUGGGUCAGUGAGAUCGUGGACAUGGUCCUGAAAGGCGGUGACCCACAAAAAUGCAAGGAGGCUGACAUUGUGAACCGGGUGCCCAUGAUGGAGUGUGCUGCUCCUGGGAAGUUACCAGCAGGCACAGACCAGUUGGAGGCCAUGCCAUCCCCUCGUAUCAUCAAGACCCACAUUCCAGCUCACAUCUUGCCCAAAUCCUUCUGGCAAAACCGCUGCAAGAUGAUCUAUGUGGGACGCAACGCCAAGGAUGUGGCUGUCUCCUACUACCACUUUGAUUUGAUGAACAAGUUCCACCCACACCCUGGAACAUGGGCCCAGUACCUGGAGGAGUUCAUGGCUGGCAGAGUGGCGUAUGGUUCCUGGUACGACCACGUCAAGGGCUACUGGGAGCGCAGGAAGGAUCACCCCAUUCUCUACCUCUUCUACGAGGACUUGAAGGAGGACCUCCGCCGGGAGGUUGCCAAGGUGGCCCAGUUCCUGGGGCAGAAGCUGUCGGAUGCGGCGCUGGACACCAUCACCCAACACACGUCCUUCGAGGCCAUGCGGGACAACCCCGCCACCAACUACACCAGGAUGCCCUCUGACAUCAUGGACCAGAGCGUGUCGCCCUUCAUGCGCAAAGGUACCACCGGAGACUGGAAGAACCACUUCACCGUGGCCCAGAACGAGCGCUUUGAGCAGGACUAUGCGCAGAAGAUGUCAGGCACCGACCUGUGCUUCCGCACUCAGAUCUGAGGGGACACUGCCAGACAUCCCCCACAUCCUUCCUGUGCUGCGGUGGCAUUGCUGCCAUUCCUUCCUAUCCCCUGGAACUGCUGGAGAGAAAUAAAAUGCGCUUCUUGACCCUGC
Messenger RNA from Passer montanus (Eurasian tree sparrow), 1266 nucleotides. RefSeq names its product sulfotransferase family cytosolic 1B member 1-like. Lineage: Eukaryota; Metazoa; Chordata; Aves; Passeriformes; Passeridae. Gene Ontology annotation, molecular function: sulfotransferase activity. Gene Ontology annotation, biological process: sulfation. The coding region runs from base 262 to 1152 and encodes 296 amino acids. The record is from RefSeq and is a predicted model, not a curated record. The transcript is spliced from 8 exons. Gene Ontology annotation, cellular component: cytoplasm.